This is a messenger RNA of Cyclocybe aegerita, 708 nucleotides long. The record is from the annotation of a GenBank genome assembly. Lineage: Eukaryota; Fungi; Basidiomycota; Agaricomycetes; Agaricales; Hemipholiotaceae.
AUGUCCGAGGUCAAGAAACAGCUCGUCGUCUUUGAUUUCGAUUGGUCCAUGGCCGAUCAGGACACAGACAGAUGGGUCUUCGAAGUCCUUGCUCCUGACCUCCGUCGCAAGAUGAAGACGCUUAAGAACGAGAUCCAAUGGACAGACCUCGUAGCACAGUCUCUCCGAGAAGCCCAUGCCCGUGGUAUUACCAAGGACCAGAUUAUCCAUGCAUUGCAGAUCAUGCCUUACCACCCUGCGAUGGUCAGGGCAAUAACAAACCUGAAAGCGGGGGGCAAGACGACCUUCCUCUGCUUAUCCAACGCGAACUCGGUCUUCAUUUCGACGAUCCUUGAGGCGAAAGGUCUACAGGCUCUCUUCGAGGAAAUUAUCACAAAUCGGGCGGAAUGGGAACCAUCGGGACUCCUCAAGCUACAGAGACGCGUCGAUCCAGAGGGACCUCAACAUAGCUGUAAAGUGGGCUGCAGCCCGAAUAUGUGCAAAGGCGAGGAGCUCGAGGCAUUCCUUGCGCGGAAGGGUGACGAUUUCGACCGUCUCGUCUACAUCGGCGACGGCAGCAACGAUUUCUGUCCAAUCCUCCGGCUCAGAAGGACGAGCCGCGGUUUGAGUAAGCGCAUCGCCCACGAAGGAGAGGAAAAGGGUCUCAAGGCCAAGGUCCAAUACUGGGGUGGCGCUUGGGAGAUAGAAGAGAAAUUUAGAGACCUCUGA